Messenger RNA from Sinocyclocheilus anshuiensis, 1694 nucleotides. Its product is annotated as palmitoyltransferase ZDHHC7-like. Gene Ontology annotation, molecular function: palmitoyltransferase activity. The transcript is spliced from 8 exons. Bases 259 to 1158 code for a protein of 299 amino acids. The record is from RefSeq and is a predicted model, not a curated record. NCBI's taxonomy places the organism in Eukaryota, Metazoa, Chordata, Actinopteri, Cypriniformes, Cyprinidae.
CAGACAGCAGAAGCAGCAGAAAUGAUCGCACUGGACCCCGGAAGUGUCUGUGACCCUCAUCAUUUCUCACCUAUGAAACCCUUUAAACAGCUUGAGAAAUGAAAUGAUCUAUUUAUAUCUGCCCAUCGCUCAUCUGAGAAUCACAACUGGUGGAUAAAAUCUGAUUUCGGAGGCGGGUCCAGACUGUGGAUGCCUUUGAGUUCAAACCCAACAGGGUUCAAGAGGAUGUCAUUGUGAGGGACGCUCUGUGUGGUGAGAAUGCAGUCUUCAGGACACCGGUUGAGGGAUGUGGAGCAACACCAGCCCCUGCUCAGCGGAGGAGAGGAAGAGGUGGCGGCUAGCCGCAUCUGGUUCAUCCAGGACAGCUGCGGGAUGGUGUGCGCCUUCAUGACCUGGUUUCUGGUUAUGUACGCAGAAUUCGUGGUAAACUUUGUCAUGUUGCUCCCCUCCAAAAGCUUCUGGUACUCUCUCAUCAACGGUGUGGCGUUUAACUUCCUGGCUGUGCUGGCGCUGACGUCACACCUGCGAACCAUGCUGACGGAUCCGGGAGCUGUUCCCAAAGGUAACGCCACUAAAGAAUACAUGGAGAGUCUGCAGCUGAAGCCAGGAGAGGUCAUCUACAAGUGUCCAAAAUGCUGCAGCAUUAAACCAGAGAGGGCACACCAUUGCAGUAUCUGUAAGAGAUGCAUCAGGAAGAUGGAUCACCACUGUCCUUGGGUCAACAACUGUGUGGGCGAGAACAAUCAGCGAUUCUUUGUCCUCUUCACUAUGUACAUAGCCUCCAUUUCUUUGCAUGCGCUGUGUCUCAGCGGUUUCCACUUCUUCACCUGUAUUAAAGUCCAGUGGAAUGAGUGUAGUGAUUUCUCCCCACCUGUGGCAGUGAUGCUGCUGAUUUUCCUGUGUCUGGAAGCACUGCUGUUUCUCACCUUCACUGCUGUCAUGUUCGGCACUCAGAUUCACUCCAUCUGUAAUGAUGAGACGGAAAUCGAGCGACUGAAGAACGAGAAGCCCACGUGGGAGCGGCGGGUGCGCUGGGAGGGGAUGAAGGCCGUUUUCGGCAGGCCGCCGUCUCUGCUCUGGUUCAACCCUUUUGCUGGACUCCGUCUUCAGGUUCUGAUGGUUCGCGCCCAGAAGAACGGGGCCGAGUUCUCAGUCUGAGUGAAGAAUGCUGUCUAUAAGGCACAGCCGUCUGCCUUCAUGCCUAUUACCCCCCUCACAUAGGACAUAGGACUCCUUCCUUUAAUGCUGAAGCAGGUUUUGGAGGUACUACGGUGAAAACCUGUUAAAUAACUGAUGUCGCUCCUGGAACAAUGAGGCUACAUCUCGAUACAGCCUGUCUGUGUCCACACAUUAAUACCUCGGACGGCGGAUCAUACUUGUUUAUGCUCAUAUUGUCUUCAUGAACAUUCACACUCAUGGGUUUUUGUUUUGCUUUUCUUUUUUUUCGUUGUUGUUGUUCGGAAAUUUACAGAUUAUUUGAAGGGUGUUGAUAUCCGUUAUCCAGCCUGAAGUAAUUGCAUCUAGAGCGGCAAAAAUAAUGGUUGCGAUGGUUGUUUAAAGAAAUAGAUCAUAAACCAAACGGAAUGUGUUUUGCCAAAAAAAAAAAUUCUUAUGUGAAUCUCACAAAAACUGUCAGGAAAUGCCCAGGUGGUCAUAUAUCAUCUCAAAAUCAAAAGAAAUUAUAUUGUUCUAUA